CUCCGACCGAGAGGGUCUCAUGCGCGCUUUUGACCUAGAGCAGUCAGGUGAAUACGGGUUGAACGAUCUCACCGAGGGUAGCGAAGAUGAGUCCCCAUCGACGGGUCAGAACGGCUCCCGAUACCACGCUCCCAAAAAUCACGAGUCGAUUGAAUUACAAAAUCGGAAGUCGGCUGAGCGAUGAGAGAGCACGUAUCGGCAUCAUUUAAAUCGUCCUCCGCAUCUCAUCUGUGACUGUAUUGUAUACUUUUUUUUCCCCUUUAGUCCCGUCGCAACUCCAUCUGUCCGAGAAAUCCAACGCGACAUUCCACAGAUGGACACGAUUAAUAUCAUAAGUUUUAUGUUGCAUAUUCCGGACCGGAGCCUAGGGCGUGGAACGGAAAUGUACCACCACCCCUCCCUUGUUUACGACGAGAAGGAGAUGGGAGCAUUGGGCUUACCAAGGAACCACAAAGGAGGUAAUAUCCUGCUAUUUGUGAGGUUCCUGUGUCGGGGGGGGCAAAAUCUGUUUUCCCCCGACCGCGGCGUUCUGGGGAACAAGGGGCACUUUUUGGCAGAAGGGGGGAACCUUCUUGCGGCAGAUUUCGGCGUCGGGUGCGGGAUGGGAUCCCGGGGUUCAUGGAGGGAGGGAAGCGAGAGAAAGCGUGGACGCGAAAACGGUAGCGAGCUACCUGCUGGUCCGAAUUUUCUACCUCUCGGACCACUUCUUUUUUUGCGUGCUUGUUUUUUUCUCGCCUGUACGAUUAUUACCAUGCUCAGGGUGUGGCAGAAGAGAAAGCUCUAUACGUCGAUCGACAGAGCAUACAAGACUUUCCCAUCCCCUUUCCACCUCUCCUUCCGGCACGCACGUGCGCACACGCGGACGUACGGCGGAGAAGAAGAGAGCCAGCCGUCUCAAUAGGAUAGAUGGACGAACGGACGGAUAUAUGGGUACGCGAGUGGGCG
Durotheca rogersii is the source of this 945-nucleotide messenger RNA. RefSeq lists its product as uncharacterized. Bases 314 to 901 code for a protein of 195 amino acids. The record is from RefSeq and is a predicted model, not a curated record. NCBI's taxonomy places the organism in Eukaryota, Fungi, Ascomycota, Sordariomycetes, Xylariales, Xylariaceae. The transcript has a single exon.